CCUAAGUCGAGCUCCAAGUGGCAAGCCGAUAAGACAGCCUGUCUCUCUUACCCUCUAAACUCUACUCUCUUCUCUCUGCCUACGCCUACGGACAGUUCUGCUACCCUUUCCGCCACUUUUCUCUCUUCCUUCUUCUCCAUUUCAUGGCCAUGGGGAUUUCUCCGGCUGCGGCGCUGCCCGCCCUAUUCCUUGUCUAUGCAGCUGUAAUGGCGGACGCCUUCACGUGCAACAGCACGGGAGCAAGCUGCAAUGGCCUGGUCGGCUACGUGUCCCCAAACGCCACCACCCUCUCCCACAUCAAAACCCUCUUCGCCAUCAAGAACCUCCGCUCCCUGCUCGGCGCCAACGGCCUGUCGCUCUCCACCCCGUCCAACCAGACCGUCGCCGCCAACCAGACCAUCAGAAUCCCCUUCCCCUGCAUCUGCGGCAACGGCACUGGCCGGCCCAAGAACCCGCCGGUCUACAAGGUGGUGUCCGGCGACGGCCUCGACCACAUCGCCAGGGACGUGUUCUCGGGGCUGGUGACGUAUCAGCAGAUCCAGGAGUUCAAUCACAUAAAGGACGCUAGCGUGAUUUUGGCUGGGCAGCCGCUGAAGAUCCCGCUCCCCUGUAGCUGCGAUGAAUUGGGGGGUGGAGAGAGAUUCGUCCACUACGGACACAUGGUGGAGCCCGGAAGCACCGUCGACGGGCUUGCGCAGGAGUUCGGCGCCUCACCGGAAGCCAUCCUCCGCCUCAAUGGCCUCUCCGAUCCCAAAGAUCUUAUGGCCAAUGUCGCCAUUGAUAUUCCCCUUAAAGCUUGUACAUCAAUGGUGAGCAAUAGCUCAUUGGACUACCCUUUACUUGUUGCUAAUGGAACUUACUCCUUCACUGCGGCCAAUUGUGUAAGGUGCAAGUGCGAAGCAGCAAACAACUGGACAUUACAAUGUGAACCGUCCCAAGUGAAUUCAUCCCUUUGGCGUGUAUGUCCUUCAAUGCAAUGCGAAGGUUCAGAAAACUUGUCCCUUGGGAACACUACAUCUUCAAGUUGUAGCCGCACAACCUGUGCCUAUGCUGGUUACACAAACCAGACAAUUCUCACUGUGCUUGCCCCAGAGUCCACUUGCCCAGCUUCUGAUGAUAAUAAUAAUAAUGCAACCAAGUUCAGUUGUUGGAGUUGGAGCUUCAUUCUCAUUUGGAUCCACUUGAUGAUGUUGCUUUGCCUGCAUUUUGUUCAGUGAGUCCUUUGUAUAUUUGUUUGUAUAAGAUUAGUGUGGUACGUAAUUUCAUCAAUAAGAAGUGGGACGAUUCUUUCUUUCCAAUGUGAUAGAAUGUUGGGCAAAUUUGUUUGUCAUUAAUUAGCAGACAAGUGCGGGGAUUGAAAUUGUUCUUGGGA
Messenger RNA from Diospyros lotus (date-plum), 1372 nucleotides. Its product is annotated as lysM domain-containing GPI-anchored protein 2. Bases 144 to 1217 code for a protein of 357 amino acids. Lineage: Eukaryota; Viridiplantae; Streptophyta; Magnoliopsida; Ericales; Ebenaceae. The record is from RefSeq and is a predicted model, not a curated record. The transcript is spliced from 4 exons.